UUUCGAUCCAGCCCAGGACAGACAUGACUGGAAGCAAAUUUCUAUCUGACUGAUGUUCGUGGGCCUUUGUGAACUGAGCUGAGGGAAUCCACGUCAGACAUAGCCUCUCAGAGAGGCCACGUCAUGGAGUCAGCUUCCUAUCUCACCCCUGGAGAUGAGCCCCUCCAAGGCAGGGGGUUGUGAAGAGAGCCUGGCUGCUGCUCCGUGGACAGAGGGAUUCAGCCUCAAGGACUCGCAGCCUGGCCCCGUUCAUUCGUAACUCCCAGAGCUGAGAGAAGACAGGAGCUGUCAGAGAUUUAACCACAGGCAGUUUCUCAGCAGAAUUAGUGCUGCAGGGUACUGCUCCCACAGCAUGGCACAGAAUAAGCCGGCAGCCUCCAAAGGGGAGGUCAGUGAUUUAGCCACAGUUCAGCAAACAAAUGAAUCCUUAAACAAGCCUGCAAUCUCUUUAGUCUGAGGUAGCUAAAAUAGAAGCCACUUGAGGCUGGAUGUACUUCUCCAAGUGACCUCUUUGGAACAACCAGACACCGGGCAGUAACAAGGCCAAGGCCAUGGCUACACUGGAGAGUUGCAGCGCUGGUGAUGGGGUUACAGCGCUGCAACUCACUCUGUGUCCACACUUGCAAAGCACGGCCAGCGCUGCAACUCCCUGGCUGCAGUGCUGGCUGUACACCUGGUCUGCUUGGGGUGUAGCGAUUCCAGUGCUGGUGAUGCAGCGCUGUUCAUCAAGUGUGGCCAGCAAAAGCGCUUUUAUUGGCCUCCAGGGUAUUAGGAGGUAUCCCAGCAUACCUUUUCAGCCACUCUGCUCAUCGUUUCACACUCCACUGCCCUGGGCUCAGGUGACCCGCCCUUUAAAUGCCCCGGGAAUUUUAAAAAUCCCCUUCCUGUUUGCUCAGCCAGGUGUGGAGUGCAAUCAAUCACUGACCAUGCCUCCACGCCCCAAACGAGCCCCAGCAUGGAACACUUCCGAGCUGCAGGACCUCAUCAGUGUUUGGGGUGAGGAAGCUGUGCAGUCACAGCUGCGCUCCAGCCGUAGAAAUUAUGAUACCUAUGGGCAGAUAUCAAAGUCCUUGCUGCUAAGGGGCCAUGAAUGGGACGCGUUGCAGUGCAGGGUAAAAGUAAAGGAGCUGCGCAGUGCCUAUUGCAAAGCCCGCGAGGGAAACCGCCGCUCAGGAGCUGCCCCCACGACCUGCCGUUUUUACAAGGAGCUGGAUGCCAUACUUGGGUGUGACCCCACUGCCAAUCCGAGGAGCACGAUGGAGAGUUCAGAGCAGGGAGAAGUGGGGGAGGGUGUAGAGGAAGCCGAGAGUGAGGCUACUGGGGUGGAGGGAGACACCCCGGAGUCCCAGGAGGCAUGCAACCAGGAGCUCUUCUCAAGCCAGAAGGAGGCUAGCCAGUUGCAGCAGCUGGAACUUGUUGGUGAAGAGGAAGCAGAGGAGCGGGUUCCCGGUAAGCAGAUUUUAUUUUUAGGAUGGAAAUGUUUUGUGAGAGGAGGGUGGGGGUUAUGGCUACCUGCAUGCAUGCCUAAAUGUGGAAUAGCCCAUUGAUUUGGUCUAUCACAUCUCUGUAAUCGGACUCGGUAAUCUCUUCAAAAGUUGCAGCCAGAGCGUGGGCAAUGUGCUUGCGCAAGUUUAUAGGGAGAGCCACCGUGGUCCUUGUCCCGGUCAGGCUAACUCUUCCGAGCCAUUGUGCCGCGAGGGGUGGGGGGACCAUUGCUGCACACAGGCAAGCUGCAUAGGGUCCAGGGCGGAAUCCACAUUGCUGUAGAAGACCCUCCCUCUCUUCCCAGGUAACAUGCAGCAGUGAUAUAUCUGGCAGUAGAAAAUCCUGUUGAAAAUGUAGUGAUGAUUGUUCAGUGCAGGUCCCCAACUAUCUGCCCUCUGCUUUCCCCACUGCUGGUCCCCAACUGUCUGCCUUCUGCUUUCCCCACUGCAGGUCCCCAACUGUCUGCCCUCUGCUUUCCCCACUGCAGGUCCCCAACUGUCUGCCCUCUGCUUUUCCCAAUGCACAGAAACCCCAGCCCUCAGGCAGUUCCCCUUCCCAGGUGAAGUCACGGCAGAAACACUCACCCCAUUGCUCGACAUGCCUAUGCCUUCGCUGCCGUGGCCUAUCUGUGCUAUGUUAGGUAUGUGGGAAUGAUGCUACAAAAAGUCUACAAACUCCUUCACUGUGAUAAUAAACAAUGUAGCCUCUGUAUUACAUGUUUCUAUUUAUGUUUUUUUAAGUGUCCUUGAAUAAUCCAGCCCUAUCACCGCCUGUGCGAACGUUACAGAACUUGAGGAAAAAUCCUAGAAAAUCAAAAGAAGAUUUGAUCAAAGCAGUUAUGAAUCAGUACGCCAGAGACAGUAAGAGGCUGCAGGACUGGAGAGAGAAAAUGCAGGAGUGGAGACAAACACAGAGCAGGAGAAAGGAAUUGGCUACCAAGAAAAGCACAAAGCAGAUGAUAAGUCUCCUGGCUCGCCAAACUGACUGUAUGCAGUCUCUUGUAGCCACGCAGGCAGAUCAGUACCGUGGUAACCCCCACCCCUCCCAAAGCUCUCUCCCUUGUUCCCCAGUGUUUGCACAAAACACCUUUCUCCAGCAGCCUGGUUCUUACCACCACCAGUUGCCCCCAACACCUGUACGUUCACCUACCAGCCCUGGUAACUACAACCCUUACCCUAUGCACUCAACCCCCAUCACGAUGCAGCAUAUUAAUCCUGAAGGGCAGCAGGCAUUGAACAGCAAUCCAAGCAGGACAUAUUCAUACCUCUGAAUGUACAGUCCACCACCCUACCCCCCUGCCCUUUUAUGUACUGUAUUUUGAAUAAAAGAUUUCUUGGCUUAUAAAACAUUUUUUUAUUAUUGCAGAAAGUGAGAAAUACUGUACCCCAAGGGAAAAACGGGCACAGCAAAGGCACCAAACAUUACUGUUGGCUUUCAGCCUCAAAUUGCUCCCUUAAGGCAUCCCUAAUCCUUGAAGCCCUUUGCUGGGCCUCUCUAGUAGCCCUGCUCUCUGGCUGUGCAAAUUCAGCCUCUAGGCAUCGAACCUCGGAGGUCCAUUCUUCACUGAAUCUUUCACCCUUCCCUUCACAAAUAUUAUGGAGGGUACAGCACGCGGAUAUAACAGCGGAGAUGCUGCUUUCCCCCAAAUCUAGCUUCCCGUAGAGACACCUCCAGCGCGCUUUUAAACGGCCAAAAGCACACUCCACAGUCAUUCUGCACCGGUUCAGCCUGUAGUUGAACUGGUCCUUCCUCCUG
Molecule: messenger RNA, 3240 nt
Organism: Gopherus flavomarginatus (Mexican gopher tortoise)
Lineage: Eukaryota; Metazoa; Chordata; Testudines; Testudinidae
Exons: 2
Coding region: 552-1547 (331 amino acids)
Source: RefSeq, a predicted model, not a curated record